GGUGUUAUGUAAUGAGUGUUUUUUAAUCGUUCCCGAAAUACGUAUCCGUGUUAAUUUAGUAAUUUUUUGUUGCUUUUAGAGCUAAAUAUUUUUAAUGUAAUUUUCAAAUAUACAUGUUAAAUAAAUUCUGCAGGUAUACAUUUUAAAAUAACUUCUAAAAGUGAGAUAAUAAUGGAUUUGUACACCUGGGGUGUAAAGAAUAAUGUGCUGUUAUCAAAUAAAAUUGAAUUUAAUUGACCCUCUGGAACAAGGAAGAUAGUAAUUUUGAAUUGGAUAAAUGAUUUUUACAUUGAACAAAAGAAUGUUCGUUCCAGUGAAAGAAAUCAAGUGUCACCUACACUUGUAUUUUAAGGAUUUGAGUUUGAAAAGCGGUUAAAUCGUCUUGUCAACAUUUGGUAUGGGUCAGCUGUUCCACGUUCCAUUACGGCGGUCGGUUGUUACCGCCAGUAUUCGUCAGCGCAUGUCGGUGCUUCUGUCCGCUACAGUAUCAUCGUCAGUCAGUAACGUUGCUUCAGCAUCGUUGUGUGCGUCUGUUUACGUUACUGCGCGCGCAGUCGUUUAUCAUUUUGUUUAGAACAAUUGCGACGCUUGUGUGAUAACUGAUAACCGUUGUUAAAGUUAUUUAUUAUCUAUUAGCCUUUGAUCUCCGCUCGGAAAGGAACUGAAAAUAUUAUUUUUAAAUGAUUUUAGUUUUAUUUUCGACAAAUGUCUUAAUCGAUAGUUUCAUGCUCUAAACCCUCGUUGGGUUUAAACACGCUACCAUAAUUUAUAAUAUUUCGACUUGAGUAGUCUAGUUUCAAUUACAAAAUGCCUACCGUCAUAUCCAAGUUCUUAGACGGACGAAUAAAACGAGAACACUACGGCAAAGGCGUGUUGGCCAUAGCCGUGUUUCUGUACGGUUGUAAGCUUGGAUAUCCUGUUGUGCUGAAGGUAUGCAACAGUGGAAGAAAUAAUGAUAAGCCCAAGAUUGACCCAUACGAAAACAACAACAUCAAAGGACUACCCUUACAACCCGCUGAAAGUGUUCCAAUUGUGGUCAACUGCAAAAGAAAAAAGUUCAGGGUAGCCUCUGGUCCUGCUAUCAAUCGUGAGUUUUUGAUACAACUUCGAAAGCUUAUCCGGCUAAUGGUGCCAGGAUUUUGGACACCAGAGGUGGGCUUGCUUAGUAUGCAUACAGUUGCUCUUAUAUGCCGCACGUUCAUGUCGAUUUUUGUGGCAACCAUGGAAGGCCAAAUGGUCAAAUAUAUCGUUCGUCGGGACACCAAAAACUUCGGUCUAAUGUUACUUAAGUGGCUGUUGUGUGCAUUGCCCGCCACUUUCCUGAACUCGAUGAUCCGUUAUUUGGAAUGCAAACUGGCAUUGGCAUUCAGAUCACGAUUGGUGGAUCAUGCUUAUGGACUUUACUUUAAGGAUCAGACUUACUACAGGGUUAGCAAUAUGGAUGGUCGCAUUGAAAACGCCGACCACCGUCUUACAGAUGACAUCACUGCAUUCACUUCGUCUGUUGCUCAUCUUUACUCGCACCUGACCAAACCUUUAUUUGACUGUGCUCUGAUAGGUCUUACGAUGGCUAGAAGUAAUAGAAAAAUGGGUGCUGCUGUCAUACCUGGGCCGUUGUUGGCUAUAGUAGUCAUUAGCAUUACCGGACAAAUAUUGCGGAUGCUAUCACCGAAAUUCGGUUCUUUGGUUGCUAUAGAGGCCGAUAGAAAAGCAUAUUUACGGCAUAUCCACUCCAGGGUUAUUACAAAUGCUGAGGAGAUCGCGUUCUACGGCGGGCACAAGGUAGAAAAGAACCACUUGCAAAAUGCAUACAAAUCUCUGGUGCAACAUAUGAAUUCUGUGUUUACCCAAAGAUUGUGGUACGUGGUUCUUGAACAGUUCCUAAUGAAAUACGUUUGGAGCGGAACCGGAAUGGUGGUCGUCUCUCUUCCCAUAAUAACUAGUUCAAGAGUAGCAGAACUCAAUAAUUCUCUGGAUGGUGGAGUGAGUGAGAGGACUCAGUAUCUCACCACGUCUAGAAAUUUAUUAGCUUCAGGAGCGGAUGCUAUUGAGAGAUUAAUGACUUCAUAUAAAGAAGUUGUUGAAUUAGCUGGAUAUACAUACAGGGUAGGAGCUAUGUUGGAUGUAUUUAGUGAUAUGAGCAAGUGUAAAUAUCGCAAAAAUGGUCUUUCUAACUCCAAAGUUCCGAAAAUGUUAUCAAAAUUACAUUACAACAAAGAUGGACAAAUUGUUAUAAGUGGUGUAAUAAAAAAUAGUCCCGAUGGAAGUAUAUCAUUGUAUGAUGUACCAAUAGUAACUCCAAAUGGUGACGUAGUUGUUCCUAGUUUAACACUUACUGUAAAACCUGGUGAACAUCUUUUAAUUACUGGCCCUAAUGGAUGUGGGAAAUCAUCGUUAUUUAGGGUACUGAGUGGUCUGUGGCCUGUAUAUGCUGGCACACUUAUUAGACCUCCAAACUUAUGCAUGUUCUAUAUUCCACAAAGACCUUACAUGACAAUGGGUACAUUAAAAGAACAAGUGAUUUAUCCAGACACACUACAAGAUAUGCUAGCGAAAGGGAUCACUGAACAAGACUUAGAAGCUUGUUUAACUCGAGUACAUCUUUACCAUUUAAUCCAAAGAGAAGGCGGUUGGGAUGCAAUGGCUGAUUGGAAGGACGUUUUAUCAGGAGGAGAAAAACAAAGAAUGGCGUUUGCUAGAAUAUUUUAUCAUAAACCUUCUUUCGCCUUACUAGAUGAAUGUACUAGUGCUGUCAGUAUAGAUGUUGAAAGUGACAUGUACCAAUCAGCUAAGGAUUCUGGAAUCACUUUACUUACUAUUACACAUAGACCUUCAUUAUGGAAAUUCCACUCUCAUAUAUUACACUUUGACGGCGAAGGUGGAUGGAAAUUGACGUGCCUUGGUGAUAUGGAAAAAAAUACUGGAGUACUCUCAAUUGAACCAAAAAAUGAUAAAAUGGUGAAUGGUGUUUAAUGGGAAAAUCAAAAACAUAUCUUGCCUAUCUUAAAUUAAUUAUUUAUAAAAAUGUGAUUAUUUAUUUAAAAUUAUAUGUUAUUAUAGGCUAAAAAAAAAGGCUAUAAAGUGAUAUAUGUGAAUAUUUCAUGUCUUCCAUUUUUAUGUUUAGAGUGAAGAUAUGAAAUAAUUAGUUUUAAAAAUUGUAUAGAUAGAUAUAAUGUUUUUAUUUUACAUUCAAUAUUCUUUUUAUUGAAUUAUUGAUUCUUAUGUAUUUAUAAAUAUAUUGUGGUAUAUGUAUUAUAAAAAAAAAACUUCACAACACCUUGUUAAUAUAUUUUUAAAGAAAAAAAUGAAUAAAAGCUUAUGACAUUUUACUUAAACAGAUUAAAUUUCUCCACAAAAUUAAAAAUAAAUUUGAAUAAUUUAAUUUUAUCAAAAUAACCUCGCUUAGUUGUGAUCAAAUUUUAAAAUGCAAACUGUUGAAUAUAGUGAAUUUUAUUUAAAAGAGUUAAUGUUACUUAUCAAGUAGAUGUUUUUCUCUUUAUCAACAUUUUCUCGGCGUAAAUUCAUUGUAAAAAUAUAGAGCGUGUUCAGUAAGUAAGGAAACAGAUUUUUAUUGUUCUUAUUAUUUGUAACAACUGACCUGAUUCCUUACUUACUGAACACUCUAUUUAUCAUUAUUUUAUAUACCUAAUUUUAGCUCUGAUUAACAAUAAAAAAUAUUUUUUUGUACUAUA
Molecule: messenger RNA, 3692 nt
Organism: Daktulosphaira vitifoliae (grape phylloxera)
Lineage: Eukaryota; Metazoa; Arthropoda; Insecta; Hemiptera; Phylloxeridae
Gene: ABCD
Product: ATP-binding cassette sub-family D member
Exons: 12
Coding region: 808-2973 (721 amino acids)
Biological process (GO): fatty acid beta-oxidation; very long-chain fatty acid catabolic process; long-chain fatty acid import into peroxisome
Cellular component (GO): peroxisomal membrane
Molecular function (GO): long-chain fatty acid transmembrane transporter activity; ATP hydrolysis activity; ATP binding
Source: RefSeq, a predicted model, not a curated record